Molecule: messenger RNA, 6004 nt
Organism: Hydra vulgaris (swiftwater hydra)
Lineage: Eukaryota; Metazoa; Cnidaria; Hydrozoa; Anthoathecata; Hydridae
Biological process (GO): DNA integration
Molecular function (GO): nucleic acid binding; zinc ion binding
Source: RefSeq, a predicted model, not a curated record
CCUAUUUGGCUUCCCGCGAAUAAUCUAUUGGUUAUAACUAUUUCCCGCAGUGCAUUGCGUCUUAAGCCAUGCUCUCAUGUUAGUUGUAUAUUAUAUAUUGACCUUACUAACUUACAACUCUUCUUACUAUUUAAUAUAUUAUUGAAACUCACAUUGUAGUUAUUUCUUAGUGUUCAAAUUAUAUAAAGUAAACCGUUGAGUAGAUUUAAGUACUCAAUAUUUGGAGCCCACGGAGAUAUUUGUUGCUGAUCCUAAAGUUAUCAGCUGUCGUUCAAGUUUAUUGCUGAUCCUAAAGUUAUCAGCUAUCGUUCAAGUUUAUUGCUGAUCCUAAUGUUAUCAGCUAUCGUUUAAGUUGCUGUUGAUCCUGAAGUUAUCAGCUGUUUAAAGUUGUUGCUGUUCUGAAAGUUACCAGCUGUUAUUAAAUUUCGUUGCUGAUUCUCAAGUUCGAACAAAGAUUAAAGUUUGUGAGAAGAUAAAGUUGAAGUUAAGUAAUAAUUGAUAUUGUACUUGUUUUUUGGGUCAAUCCUUUUUUUUGGGGGGUUGUUUAAUGCACGUGUUUUUAUUUGCAUUAAAAAAUUAUAUAUAUAUUUGUAAUUUAUUUGUGUUUGUGUCAGAAUUGACCAUAGUUUUUUAAGUAAGCAUUAUUUGUUGUUGACAUUUAUAGGGUUUUUAUAUAAUGUCGAGUAUUGCUGGAAAACGACGUGUUCGUACCAUUACGGUCACUGCUGUUAAAAAUAUAUUUGAAAGGGCCAAUGAGUGUAUGACUAAUUUUAGCCAGGAUAGUAACUCUUUUGAGGAACUAUCUAGUUUUAAGGAAGUUUUGAUCAAAAAAUAUAAUAAAGUUAAAGCAAUUGAUGAUGAUUUGAUCAAUUUAAUUGAAGAUGAUGAGGAAUUGUUAAAUGAAGAAAAUUUAGCUAAUGAGUUUUCUUUAUUUUUCAAAAAGAACAUGAAAAUAAUUGAAAAAUUUAAUAAUAAUAUUUAUAAAAGUAUUAACGAGUCGCAAUCUAGCAGUUUAAAAAGUUUUUCAAAUAUAAACAUUAAACUUCCACCUUUAAAAUUAAGUACCUUUAGUGGAAAGCCAGAGGAAUGGCAGACCUUUUAUGAAAAUUUUGAAUGUGCCAUCCAUAAUAAUAAUGAUCUUUCCCCAAUACAAAAGCUUAACUAUCUAAGAAAUUUACUUGACGGGAAAGCUUUGAAAACAAUUUCAGGCUUAGCAUUAACAAAUGACAACUAUCAUACAUCAUUGGAGUUACUUAAGGAAAGAUUUAAUGAUAAACAACUGUUAAUUUCGACACAUAUGAAGUCACUUCUAUCUCUAGAGAGAGUGCAAAGUAUUAACAACAUUUCUUCAUUAAGACGUAUUCAUGAUAAUAUCGAAGUUCAAAUUAGAAGUUUAGAAAACUUAGGUAUAGAUUCAACUAUGUAUGGACCUUUAUUGAUUCCUAUUAUAAUGCAAAAAAUUCCAGAGGAGUUAAAUUUGAUUAUUGCUAGAAACUUCGAUUCCUGUGAUUAUUGGGAUAUAAAAUAUGUUUUAAAAUCUUUAAAAACUGAGUUGCAAGCUAGGGAAAAAGCUCACUCAGGUAGAGAGUGUAAUUUUGAUCCUUCAACAGCAGAAGUAUUACAUUCUAGUGCUUCCUUUAAGCCACAAUAUGAAUUAAAAUGCAUUUUUUGUAGUAAAAGUCAUAAAAGUGAAAGUUGUAAAACUGUAACAAAUAUAAAUUCAAGGAGAAAUAUUUUAAGAGAUAAAAGGCGUUGCUUUAAUUGCCUCAAAUCAGGUCAUAUGUCUAAAGAUUGUCAUUCUAGAAUAAGCUGUUAUGAGUGCUCAGGGAAGCAUCAUAUUUCUAUGUGUUUUAAAAAGUUUCCUUUGCAUAUUGAUGAUAGUAAAGAAUCAAACAAUAAGUUAACGUCUGUUGCUACUACAGAAGCAUUAAAAUCUAAGAAUGUAUUGUUACAAACUGCUAUGGUUACAGUAAAGAAUAAAGAUAAGACACUAAGAUGUCGCCUUUUAUUUGACAGUUGUUCUCAGCUGAGUUAUAUUUCUCCAUCAUUACGAAAGAAGCUCUUUCUACCCACAUUAGGUAGAAAGCAAUUAAAUAUUAAAACUUUUGGAAAUCAGAGCCAAACCCAGAACUUAGAGAUGGUUAAACUUUCUAUACUGACUUUAAAGAACUCCUUAAUACCUAUAACUUGUUUUGUUAAGCCCAUAUGUGCUCCUCUUAGUGGUCAGUAUAUAGAGGAGGCUGUCGAUUCCUUUGAACAUUUAAAAGGAAUCAAUUUAGCUGAUAGUAAUGUAGAUUGCAAAUCAUUGGAAGUAGAUGUACUUAUUGGAGCGGAUUAUUAUUGGUCAUUCUUUAAUGGCAAGGUAAUUCGCGCCAAUACAGGUCCUGUUGCUUUACAAUCAUCAGUUGGUUAUAUAUUAAGCGGAAAUGUAAAUGCAUCAUCUGGAAAAGAUUGCUCUGUCUUUUCCACACAUACUUUAAAAGUUGAGACGGAAUUCAUUAAUGAAAUUCCCCAAUUUAAUGAGAAUAUUAAGAAAUUUUGGGAACUAGAGAAUUCAGGAGUGGAAGAUAAUAUUUUUGAUCAUUUUAAAAGUAAUAUUUAUUUUGAUAAUAAAGAGUGUAGAUAUACAGUUAAAUUACCAUUUAAAAAUAACCAUGCAUUAUUGAGCGAUAACUAUAGUUUAUGUAUAAAACGUCUGAAUGUAAUUCUUAAUAAAUUAAAAAAUGAUUCUGAGCUAUUAAAUGAAUACAAUAAGAUAAUUAUAGAGCAAUUAAAUUCAGGGGUAAUAAAGAAGGUAAAUAAUUAUGAUUCGAGUAUUAGUGAGGUGCAUUACUUGCCACAUCGCCCAGUAUGUCGUAAAGAUAAAACUUCAACAAAAGUGAGAAUUGUUUUUGGCGCAAGUUCCACUCUAUCGGGUCCAUCAUUAAAUGAUUGUAUAAAUGCUGGACCAAGUUUAGCUACACCUUUAUUUUUUAUAUUAUUACGUUUUCGUGCUAAUAAAUAUGCCUUUAUUGCAGACAUAGAGAAAGCAUUUUUGCAGAUUGCCCUUGAUAAAAAUGAUAGAAAUUAUUUGCGUCUAAUAUGGUUUGAUGAUAUUUAUAAUAUUAAUAAUAGUAAUUUGUUUUCAUCUGCAUUGGCUACAUAUCGUAUAUGUAGAGUGCCUUUUGGUGUUACUUCAUCUCCAUUUCUCCUCAAUGCCACAUUAAUUUAUCAUGCUGAGAGAUAUUGCCUUAAUGAUAAUAAUAUUUCCUCAAAGUUGUUGCAAUCCUUGCAUAUAGACGAUUUGAUUUCUAGCUGUGUUACCAUUGAAGAAGGUAUUUUAUUUUUUAAUAAAUGUAAAGACAUAUUAAAUGAAGGAGGUUAUAACUUAAGAAAGUUUGAGUCUAAUUCUUCAGCCUUUGAGAAACAAAUUAACGGUGACAAUUAUGAGAGACAAACGAAUACAAGAGUUUUAGGCCUCAAAUGGAAUAAGACAGAAAAUUCAAUAAUUUAUUCAUUUGAGGAUUUAUUAAAUGUAGCCUCAAUAGUUCCAACAAAGAGAGAAGUGAUGAGUUUCAUUGCCAGUAUUUAUGACCCAAUAGGUCUUAUUAAUCCAGUAGUUGUAACUUGUAAAAAUUUAUUUCAAAGGAUUUGUGUUUCUAAGUUAGGUUGGAAUGAAAAUUUGUAUGGUGAUUUAUUGUCUACUUGGAAUCUUAUUUUAAGUGAUUUCAAAUCUGUUUUUCAAAUAGCAGUACCUCGAUGGUAUAUGAGUCCUGGGUUGGGUAAUAUAAAUAAUGUAAAAUUUGAAUUACAUGGUUUUUCUGAUGCAAGUGUUAAGUCGUUUGGGUGUUGUGUUUAUCUUAGAUUUUUUAAUGCUAAUUUUAGUCGUGCCUCUUUGAUAGCCUCGAAGUCUAGGGUUGCCCCAUUAGGCAAGAACACAAUGCCUCGAUUAGAGCUUUUUGCAACUUUACUUUUAGCAAAGCUAUUAGCAUCUAUUUACGAUCAAUUGAUAUCUAUUUAUAACAUUUCAAAUAUAAUAUAUUGGACUGAUUCAACAAUUUGUUUGCAUUGGAUUUUUAAUACUAAUAAUACCUAUGAACAGUUUGUACAAAAUCGUUUAAAUAAAAUAAGAGAAUUGACUUUAAUUUGUAAUUGGAACUAUAUUGAAUCCUUUAGGAAUCCUGCAGAUAUAAUAUCACGAGGAUCUUCGCUUAAGAAAUUAAAUAAUAAUGAACUUUGGUUUUAUGGACCCAAUUUUUUAAAUGAUAUUAAUAUUAAAUGGCCAUAUUAUGAACAUGUUAAUCAUUCAAAUGAAACACUUGAAGUUUUGUGUAAUGUGGUACAUGUUAAGGUUAAUGUUAAUCUUGACUUUAUUAAUGUUGAUAAAUUUAGUGAUUUUAGGUAUUUACUUCGAGUAACAUCGUGGAUUCUUCGGUUUAUCAAUAAUGCGAAAGAUAAAAAGAAGAACAUCUUUAAGACUGGUUUAAUUACAGCUGAAGAAAUAGAUAAUGCAAAGCGAUUGUGGAUUAAAUUUUCACAAAUAAAUCUAAUCGAUGAGAAUAAAUUUAAACAAUUGCGAAAAGAUUUACGUUUAUUUGUUAGCGAUGGUAUAUAUCGAUGUCGUGGCAGAAUUGAACAUGCUGAUUUAGAAUAUGAUACAAAGUUUCCUAUUUUUAUUUUCAAUAACUGUUAUUUUGCUAAAUUAUUAAUUUUACAUUUUCAUAAGCUUGUCAAGCACAAUGGUGUGAAAGAAACAAUUAAUGCUUUAAGAUCCCAAUAUUGGAUACCUUGUUGUAGGCAGUUAGCAAAGAGCGUGAUACGAGAAUGUACAACUUGUCGACGUAUAGAGGGUAGGCCUUAUUCAUACCCACCUGCUCCACCUUUGCCUGAAAGUCGUUUAAAUUCUGAUUUCGCCUUUAAAAGUAUUGCUUUGGAUUAUGCUGGUCCGCUGUAUAUUAAAGAUAUUUAUGGCGAUUGUACGUUGAAUAAAGCAUGGAUUUUCUUAUUUACAUGUUGCAGUAGUCGUUCGAUUUUAUUAGACUUAGUAGCUGACUGUUCAUCUAGAUCAUGCAUUAUGGGUAUCUGUAGAUUUAUUGGAAGACGGGGUGUUCCAGAAAUUAUUUAUUCAGACAAUGGUUCACAAUUUGUUUCAACUGAAACUCAGUACUUUGCUGCAAACCAUUCUAUAAAAUGGAAGUUUAAUGCGCCUUCGGCACCGUGGUGGGGAGGGAUGUUUGAGCGACUAGUACGAAUGACUAAAAGAUGUUUGAAGAAAGCCUUAAAGAAUUCGAAGUCUUCUUAUGAAGAAGUACGAACGUUGCUUUCUGAAAUUGAAAUGGUACUAAAUAACCGACCAUUAACUUAUUUGUAUAACAAUCAAGGUGAUGAAGCACUCACACCUAAUCACUUAGUUUUUGGACAUAAGCUUAAGCUUGAAUCAAGUCUUAAUGCUUGUAACGAUAUAGAACAAGAUGUGCAUAUACGAAACAGUAUGUUAUCGAAUACAUUGAGUCAUUUUAGAAGUAGAUUCAAAAGUGAGUACUUGACAGAGUUGCGUGAAUAUCAUAAAUCAAAGCGGAGUAAUGGAUGUAAUGGUAUUCGUGUUAAUGACAUUGUAUUAAUUGAAAAUGAUAACUGUAAAAGACAAUUAUGGAAAUUAGCACGUGUUAAAGAAUUGUUAUAUUCAAACGACGGAGUUGUUCGCGUUGCUAAAGUUUGUUACAAACAAGAGAAUGGUAGUUCGUGUUUAAUUACUCGACCCAUUAAUAAACUAUAUCCUACUGAAUAUUCAGACAAUGAAAAAAUAGUAACUGUUGCCUUUAUUAACGAGAAGAAUAUUCCUUUACUUGUAAAUGGUGGCCGGGAGUGUUGAAGCCUAUUUGGCUUCCCGCGAAUAAUCUAUUGGUUAUAACUAUUUCCCGCAGUGCAUUGCGUCUUAAGCCAUGCUCUCAUGUUAGUUGUAUAUUAUAUAUUGACCUUACUAACUUACAACUCUUCUUACUAUUUAAUAUAUUAUUGAAACUCA